This is a messenger RNA of Ostreococcus tauri, 2784 nucleotides long. Its product is annotated as Phosphatidylinositol 3/4-kinase, conserved site. Bases 1 to 2784 code for a protein of 927 amino acids. Gene Ontology annotation, biological process: phosphatidylinositol phosphate biosynthetic process; phosphatidylinositol-mediated signaling. Gene Ontology annotation, molecular function: 1-phosphatidylinositol 4-kinase activity. NCBI's taxonomy places the organism in Eukaryota, Viridiplantae, Chlorophyta, Mamiellophyceae, Mamiellales, Bathycoccaceae. Gene Ontology annotation, cellular component: cytoplasm; membrane. The transcript has a single exon. The record is from RefSeq and is a predicted model, not a curated record.
AUGCGCGCUGGGCCUCGACCGCGACGGCACGGCCGGCACGAGAGCGGCGGCGCGUGGCUCGUGGACUCCAUCGAGCGCCUCGGCUCGGACGCCGCGACAUCGCGCGACGGCGACGGCGACGACGCAUCGACGGCAACGUUCGGGACAUCGGUCGGUGGACCGCCGACGACGGCGACGGACGCGCGCGCGGGCGUGACGGUGGCGACGACGUCUGGGACGAACGAUGUCGCGGACGCGCGCGCGUCGCCGGCGUCGGCGCGGCACACGAGCGCGCAUUUGCUCGAUUAUUUUGAGUCCCUGGACGUGUUCAACGAGUGGGUGGCGGUGAGUAACCUGUGGGAACGGCAGGAACACGCGCGAAUGAGCGAUUAUCUGUGCGCGCGGUUGUAUCGAGAGAGUAGUGAUGCGGGACUGGAGCGGUAUCUGUCGCAGAUCGUGACGAUGUGGAUGGAGCGACGGAGACGAGGCGGACGCGGAGAGGGAACGAUCGACGCGGGUUCGGGCGGCGAGCAGGGAGAGUCGUUGGAACGCAUGAUCGUGUUGACGUGCAGACGGUCGUUGAGGUUGGCGACGAAGAUUUGUUGGUUGCUUGCGGCGAGCGCGGGGGACGGUGAGGAUAAGAGAGCGGUGCUGGAAUUCAGGGAUAGGUGCGCGGACGAGGCGGUGUCCAACGGCACGUGGGAGGCGCCGUUCGAGGAGCGCCUGCGGAGGGCGCCGUCGGGCGAGCGGACGUUCGGCACGAGCCCGUUGAAACGGGAUAAAUCAACAUCGGCGUCGAAAUCGUCCGGAAUCCCCAUCCCGGUGACGCCGCCGAGGCGCAUUUUUGGCAUGGCCAAGUCGCCGUCUCGAUCGCAGAGCGUGGAGAAGAAGCAAGUGCCAGAGUCGCCACCCGCAUCGAACGGAUUUCUCGCCGGUGUCUCGCGUGCGCUCUCAUUCAUGUCUUCUCCCUCGGGCUUGAAGAAAGAGGCCGCGAAGAAGAGUAAGGAGUUCAAAGAGAGGUUGGCAAAGGAAGCGACGGCGAAGGAAGUAACGCAACCGCGAAAAGCUGUCAGCGGAUUGUCCACACUCUUCAGCGUGUGCGGGACGGGUGAAAUGCCCGCUGAGGACGGAGCCAGAGCACUACGUCUGCGCAAAAAGACAUUCGAGGCGACGAUGAAGCUCACGGACGACUUGUGCGAGCUCUCGUUGACUUUGUCGCGGGUUUUCCCGCUCGAGGGUCGCCAAAAGAUUUUGCGAUACAAGUUGUUGCAGAUCAAUAAGCGCUUCCGUCACAUGGAUAAAGGUACAGGUAUCUUGUUCCCCAUGGGUCACAAAGAAAUGGAAAGAGUGAUUCGAAUCCCGUGGGAAGAGGCCGUGCUGUUGAACAGUCGUGAAAAGGCGCCAUACCUGGUGUGCUUGGAAGUCGUGAAUUCAAACCCCACGCAAGAAGAGAUGCACAACGCCACGUCUUCCACUGAAUCGGCCGGUCUUCCGCACGUGGACGACUUUUAUCCGACAGACGCACACGAUGACGAUUUCGAGACUAGCAGCUUCCAGGAGCGCAUGCGAAGAUCGUUCGAAAGAGAGUCCAUGGGGAGGAUGCACUUUAGAAAGGAAAGCGACGAUGAUUCACAAGAUUCGAACGAGGACAAAGCAUUGAGCGCCAUCCUCACCGUGGACGAAAAAAGUCAGAUGCUUUCGCUGACUGUCAUCGCCGCGAAGGACAAGAUCGUGGCUUUACCACAACAGUCUCCGCACCGGCGUAAACCGUCAGAUAUUGCAUUGAUUGAACUCGCGGCGCACAUAAAAGGUACAAGACUAUCGCAGGAACGAAUUGAGUUUGAGAACGCGGUUGAGGACGAAAUCGAACUGCCCAAAGCGAACGGUGUCGGUGCGACGAUGACGUCGUCCCCUCACAAGCGUAGCGCUGGUGGUUUGGGUGAAGCAUGGAAGGACAAGGUCGAGCGCAUUCGCAGGUCGUCUCCUUACGGCAAUCUUCCUGGAUGGGGACUGCGACCGAUUAUCAUCAAGGCUGGUGACAAUUGCAGACAGGAGUUAUUAGCGUUGCAGCUCGUGCGCACUUUCGCCGAAAUCUUUAGGGAAGCGAAAGUGGGCUGUUGGAUCAGAGACUUUGACAUUUUGACGACGAACUCACACAGUGCGUUGAUCGAAGCGGUGACAGAUGCUCCGAGCAUUCACGCGCUCAAGUCUCGCUCUCCUCGUGGUACGACGCUGCGCUCGCACUUUGAACGCAAAUUCGGCGUCGGAACCCCACAAUUCCGUGAGGCACAAGCCAACUUUGUGGAGUCUCUCGCCGGGUAUUCCGUCCUGACGUACCUACUUCAAGUAAAAGAUCGUCACAACGGCAAUAUUUUGAUGCAUGAAGAUGGUCACUUGAUCCACAUUGACUUUAACUUCAUGCUCUCCACGUCUCCUGGCGGGAUAAAUUUCGAGUCGGCCCCGUUCAAGCUGACCAAGGAGUACCUUGAGCUCAUGGACAGCGACAUCGAGGGCAAAAACUCGGACGCGUUUGACGCAUACAAGGCCCUCGUGAUCCACGGCUUCACCGCCGUGCGUAAGCACGCCGCACGCAUCGUCUUGCUGGUGCAAAUGAUGGGCGACAGUGGCUGCCCUUGUUUCUCUGCUGGACCCAAAGUGCUCAAGCAGCUGCGAAGACGUUUCCUUCUUCACCUGAAUGAAGACGAAGUCAUCGACAACGUCAAGGCACUGAUCUCUGACUCCUGCGAUGCUUGGAGCACGCGUCAGUACGACUUCUACCAGCGCAUCCUGAACGGCAUCCUCUAG